Molecule: messenger RNA, 3317 nt
Organism: Pygocentrus nattereri (red-bellied piranha)
Lineage: Eukaryota; Metazoa; Chordata; Actinopteri; Characiformes; Serrasalmidae
Gene: pth1r
Product: parathyroid hormone 1 receptor
Exons: 13
Coding region: 186-1802 (538 amino acids)
Biological process (GO): adenylate cyclase-activating G protein-coupled receptor signaling pathway; cell surface receptor signaling pathway; intracellular calcium ion homeostasis
Cellular component (GO): plasma membrane
Molecular function (GO): G protein-coupled peptide receptor activity; parathyroid hormone receptor activity; peptide hormone binding
Source: RefSeq, a predicted model, not a curated record
AUUAAAGCACAGGCUGAGAGAGAGAGAGAGAGGAGGAGGAGGAGAAGGCGCACUGCUGGGACGCUCCUGCCGCCGUGCGCGCUCACAUGGAGGGGGCUGAGGCGCGCCUGAGCUCUUAAUCGCGUCCCGUCCGUCCGUCCAGUCCAUCCGUCCUUCUGCGUAAAGUGUGGAGGCUCUGCGUCCGAAUGGGUUCCGCGCUGGUGGGCCACAGCGUGGGCUUCCUGCUCCUCAGCUCGCUGCUCAGCGUCCUGUGCACUCUGGUCGAGGCUGAUGACGUCCUCACUAAAGAAGAGCAGAUUUAUGUGCUGUUUAAUGCCAAGAGGAAGUGUGAGCGGGCCAUCAAAUCCAAACCCAGAAUACCCGAGGGUUACUGCGUGCCUGAGUGGGAUGGAAUCGUUUGUUGGCCUGAAGGUGCUCCUGGAAGAACCGUCUCCACUUCUUGCCCUGAAUACAUCUAUGACUUUAACCAUAAAGGCCAGGCCUACAGGAGGUGUGACCUGAAUGGAAGUUGGGAAGUGGCCACGAGUAACAAGACCUGGGCCUACUACAGCGAGUGUUUCCACUCGAGCAAGUUCCUCAGCCACUACAACCAGAGCCAGGAGAGGGAGGUGUUCGACCGGCUCUACCUCAUCUACACCAUCGGCUACUCCAUCUCCCUCGGCUCACUCAUGGUGGCUGUGGUCAUCUUAGGAUACUUCCGGCGGCUGCACUGUACCCGGAACUACAUCCACAUGCACCUGUUUGUGUCCUUCAUGCUGAGGGCCAUUAGUAUCUUUGUGAAGGACGUGGUGUUGUACUCUGGAGCAGCGCUGGAGGAGAUGGAUCGGGUCACCGUGGAGGAUCUAAAGUCCAUCACCGAGGCGCCGCCUGCCAACAAGGCUCAGUUUGUGGGCUGUAAGAUUGUGGUCACACUCUUCUUGUACUUUCUUGCCACAAACUACUACUGGAUCUUGGUGGAGGGCCUGUAUCUGCACAGCCUCAUCUUCAUGACCUUCUUCUCCGACAGGAAGUACCUCUGGGGCUUCACUCUGAUUGGAUGGGGUGUUCCAGCCAUGUUUGUGACCGUGUGGGCCAGCGUCCGAGCCACUCUGGCCGACACUGAGUGUUGGGACCUCAGUGCAGGCAACCUGAAAUGGAUUGUUCAAAUCCCCAUUCUGACAGCCAUCGUGGUCAAUUUCUUGCUGUUCCUGAACAUCAUUCGAGUUCUGGCAACGAAGCUCCGAGAAAGCAAUGCGGGGCGAUGCAACAGCAGGCAGCAGUACAGGAAGCUGUUGAAGUCCACACUGGUCCUGAUGCCGCUGUUUGGCGUCCACUACAUCGUGUUCAUGGCCAUGCCGUACACAGAGGUGUCCGGUGUGCCCUGGCAGAUACAGAUGCAUUACGAAAUGCUCUUCAACUCCUUCCAGGGCUUCUUUGUUGCUAUUAUAUACUGCUUCUGCAAUGGAGAGGUCCAGGCAGAGAUUAAGAAGUCGUGGAGCAGGAGGACCCUAGCGCUGGACUUUAAGAGAAAAGCCCGCAGUGGCAGUAACACGUACAGUUAUGGGCCAAUGGUUUCUCACACCAGUGUUACCAACGUGACGGCUCGCGGGCCGCUGGCUCUUCACCUGACCACCCGGCUGGGGCCGGUCACCAACGGCCACCGGAACCUGCCAGGCUACGUAAAGAACGGCUCUGUUUCAGAACAGUCAAUCCCCUCCUCCGGCCAGGAGGUCCACAUCCAGGAGGAGGAGCCGUCAAAGAGUGUCCAGGAGGACAACAAACCUACACCAUUGGUGGAGGAGGAGAGGGAGACGGUCAUGUGACCCUGGGAGCUUCAGUAGAGGCCAUGUGACUUCCAGAACUUUGGAUGAGGUCACACUCCAGGAGCUUCGGUAAAGGUUUUAUGACUUUGGUAACUUCAGCUGAGGUCAUGUGACCAUGAAAGCUUCUGCUAAGGUCAUUUGAGUCUGGGAGCUUUAGCUGGGGUCAAGUCAGGGUCUUUCAGUGGUCAUGUGACUGGGACCGUUUGCAGAAGUCACAUGACUCUGGAAGCUUCAGCAAAGAAAAUGGAUGCUGCGUGUUUAUUGUAAGCUUUAGACUGAGAUAAAGAGCGAAAGAAGAGCCUUCAUUCCUCAGGAUGUCCUUCAGAGCUGGAGUUUGCUGACCUGCAGCUAAAAAUAAUGGCUAAAGGCUUAAGGCUAAAGGUCAAAUGUGACGAUGGCUGUCUUUUAAACGAGCCCUCAGGUCCUCAAUGGCCGAAAAGGAACUAUGGAGACCAGGCCGACGUUACCAGCAGCAUUUGGAGGAUAAAAAUCAGACUUUUUUUUCUUUUGUUUUCUGAGAAAUUCUGUUGCGGAUUAGCUGUAAUGCUAAUAUGUAAUAUACUGUAUGUAUAUUUGAACAUGUGGUGCAUUUUGAAGGAAAAACAAGCAGGUCAGCUUUCAGGUUCAUCUCAUCUCCAUUGAAUAAGACAUUGUUGAGCUUCUCAUGAGCUUAAUCUGUUGGGUGUUUGAGUUAAAGUGAUAAUAAAGUGAUAAGUCAUAAUUUCCCUCCUUGCCCCAAAAGUCAAAGAUCAGCUGAGAUAUGUUUGUACUGAACAUACUGAAUACUUUAGUAAGGAAUUUUAAUUUAGUCUCGUUCUUAGCUGCAGGCAAUGCAUUGUAGCAAAGUAAACUCUACUAAAACCUCUCAGGUUCAACACGGCUGCAAAUAACCAGUCUUUAUCGUAGAAGAACUUUGAGUCUGGACUACAGAGCUAAAGCGUUUCAGGCAGUAACCACAGUGUUUAGAGGAAAGAGGCAAGCGAACUGGAAUGGUUGGCUAGCAUGUAGUUUACACAGCACGUAUGUUAGCUAGCUUGUGUGACAGCUAGUCCUUUUGAAGUUUUUGCAAAAUUAGCAAUUGCACUAGCGAGCAUGCAUGCUACCUACACGACCAGGUUAGCAAGCAGAUACCCCUGCAGGCACAGGACGUCAAUUUGACAUCAGAAAGUCUCCAACGUUGGGCAGACGUUGAAUUUUGGCUAAAAAUGAAAAUCUGACUGACACCAAAACCCAACGUCGGCUUGACGUCAACCCUCGAUGUUGGAGACGUUGGAUUUUGGUUACGUUACAUCACAACUUAAUACCAACAUAAUAUCAAUGUCAGCUAACGUCAUUAUUCUACGUCAAAAUUAGACGUUGUCUGAAUGUUGGAUUUUGGUCAUCCAACAUCACGACCAACAUUCAACCAGAUGUCAACGUCUUUUGACAUUGGUGGCCAGCUGGGAUGGUAUCCCAUUCUUUUACAGUCCCCUAAGUUCUGCAUAUUAACCAGGUAAGUGUGGGGUACAAACUCAA